GUGCCUGGUCCCGCUAUGGCCAACCACUCGCAGUGCCUGGAGGAGGGCGCCGGGCGCUGGCCGCCGCGGCCGCCCGGUCCGUACAGCGAGGCGCAGCGACUGGCGCUGGAGGAGCUGGUGGCGGGCGGCCCCGAGGCGCUGCGGGCCUUCCUGCGGCGGGAGCAGCUGCCGCCCUUCCUCUCGGAGCCCGAGGUGAAGGCCAUCGCGCGGGGCGCUCUGCCGCCCGCCCCGGAGCCGGCGGGAGAGCCCUCGGCCGGCGCCUCGUCCCUCGACGCCUCCUCGCUCACCUACUUCCCCGAGCGCUCGGACCUGGAGCCGCCGGCGCUGGAGCUGGGCUGGCCGGGCUUCGGGAGCGGAGCCUUCCGCGGGCUGACGCGGGUGGAGGCACACUUCCAGCCGGGCUGCGGGGAGAGCCUCUACGGCUGCAAGGAGGCGGUGCGGCGGCAGAUCCGCUCCGCCCGACAGGUGAUUGCCCUUGUGAUGGAUUCCUUCACAGAUAUAGAUAUCUUUGGUGACCUCCAGGAUGCCUUCAGCAACCGCAAAGUCCCUGUCUAUAUCCUUCUUGACCAGGAUUUUCUACCCCAUUUCUUGGAAAUGUGCAAGAAUUUGGGAGUUUGUCCUGAGCAGGAAAGUCUCAUGAGAGUUCGAACUCUCACAGGGAACACAUACUACAUGAGGUCAGGUGCCAAAAUCAUUGGGAAAGUCCAUGAGAAGUUCAUGUUAAUUGAUGGCAUUAGAGUGACAACGGGCUCCUACAGUUUCACCUGGUCUGAUGGGAAGCUGAACAGCAGUAACUUGCUGCUCUUGUCAGGUCAAGUGGUUGAACACUUUGACCUCGAGUUCAGGAUUCUUUAUGCCCAGUCCAUGCCCAUCAGCCCUAAAUGUCUGUCCAGCUGCAGGAACAGUGGGAUAUUUGAUCACCUGGCAACCAGAACAGAGUCCCCCAAAGAAUAUACUGUGGAAAGCAACUUGAGAGCAGAAUUUGCCAGGCUGGCUAGCACUCCAAAGAAACUGCUGAAAGAACUAGAUCUGCCUGAAGAUACCCCUGGAGGCAAACCUUGCAACUUGAGGGAUUCCUGCCUCUGUGAAGAGGAGUGGCUCAGUGAUCAAGAGGCCAUAGUGGAACAGAAAAGUGUGUCAACUCAAACUGGCCCUUGGGAAGAGCAGCCUGUAGUGACCAAGAGGAACACUGCCACGCAGACCAGUGUUGCAACAGCAGAGUUGGGCACUCAGGCUUCUGUCAGUGCCAAAGUGAUGGGCACUCAGACUUCCAUUUUGCUGAAGACUGCAGUGACACAGACGAAGGAAGAUGAGCACACAGAAACACCCCUCCUUCACAGAAAGCUGUCAAAAGAAGGACCUGCUCUAUUUGGAACAGCUGUAUCAAGGUCCAGUCUGCGAUCACUGUCUUCAUCAUCAUCCCAGUGCUCUCUUACCAGCUCUGCUGGCUCAUUCUCUUCUCUCCGGUCCUUUGAAUAUUCUACCAGUCACAGGGCAGAAUAUUUUCAAAAACUGCAUAAAGAGAGGCAAUUCCACUACUCCACUAUCAGGUCAAAGCUUAGCCACAUGGUGGAUAUCCUGUCCCGGAGGGGACGUGUACCUGAACUGCCCCAGAGGGCACAUGUGCCUGAAAACCACAUGGCCCAGUACCCUGGGAGAUGCAACCUGAAACAGAGGAGGGACAUCAGCGCCAGCCUGCGCAGCCUCCGGGAUGUCUCACUCUUUUCUCUCAAUAAAUGAUCACUGCACUGAGUGCAGGGCACAAAAGCUCAAGUCUCAAAUUGCAGUCACUUUGUAUCUGCUAAUUCCUCCACUUCCUUCCAGCACUUUCACUUUUUUAACACAUGUACAUCACUAUACAUGUAUAUCAUAUGUGUACAUCUUAUUACCUAGAAGGGUUGGACCAGAUGAUCCUUGAGGUCCCUUCCAACAUUCUAUGAUCACUCUCUGGCACAUGGUUUUUAUU
This is a messenger RNA of Calypte anna (Anna's hummingbird), 1966 nucleotides long. Its product is annotated as protein FAM83D-B. Bases 16 to 1740 code for a protein of 574 amino acids. Gene Ontology annotation, cellular component: cytosol; mitotic spindle pole. The transcript is spliced from 4 exons. The record is from RefSeq and is a predicted model, not a curated record. Lineage: Eukaryota; Metazoa; Chordata; Aves; Apodiformes; Trochilidae. Gene Ontology annotation, biological process: regulation of ERK1 and ERK2 cascade; positive regulation of cell cycle G1/S phase transition; protein localization to mitotic spindle.